UUAAAAAAUGUUUAUUAAAAAAACAUGCUUUCAAAUAUAAUUAUUAUAAUUUUGAUUAAUUAUUAAAAGUCAAAUAAAAUUUAUUAGAGGGAAAAUGGUUUACUUAUGUAUCACUAAUGAAGUUAAUUACUUCAUUAUUACUAUUGGUUUAAAUGGGCAAAUUUAAGAUAUUUUCUAUAAAUUCUUUUAUGUUUAUUCAAUUCAAGGAUUUAUACAGGAAUUGCGUUUUUUCUGAGUUUAUUAUCAUUUUAUACUAACAUACAGGUUUAUAUACAAUGGUUGCCCACACUGUGCUUCUUGACUUUACAGUACCAUCAAGUGUAAUAGUAGAUGUGGAGAAACGAUCCAAUCUAAAAAUAGCAAUUGCUAAUGUCCUUCAAGAACACUUUGAUAGUCUGAAGCCAUUAACUGAAUCAAGCAUUGAUGGAAGCUUUUUAGUCUUAUACACAGGUCCCAAAGGUAGUCUAAUUACAGUUCGUGGAUAUACCGAAGGCUUAAUCACUGUUAACAUUGAAUAUUAUAAAAGAGAUGAAGAGGAAGCGCUCUUGGAUUUUGAGCAGUGGCGAUACCUGGAAGCGGACGUUGCGAUGGCUCUGAACAGCCAACGCAGUAAGCGCCUGCCACCAGUAAGGCGAGGAACCAUAUAUGACCUCUAUCUGACACUAUCAGGUAGAAACCACUCCCCAAUUAGUUCCUAAUUAGUUAUCUAUAGCACCUUAAAAACGUGCGAAUCGUUUCCGUUGCACUCUAAAGCCAACAGCUCUGGUCGAAUUACUUUUUUUCGGUCGACGUUUACUACUACCCUCCUGUCCCUCCGGGUAUUUCUUUUUAGUUUUUCCGCAAAGGGAAAAUGACUUGAUUCAUAACGUAAAACAAAAAAA
Frieseomelitta varia is the source of this 881-nucleotide messenger RNA. RefSeq lists its product as uncharacterized. The transcript has 4 exons. Gene Ontology annotation, biological process: spermine biosynthetic process. The coding region runs from base 276 to 698 and encodes 140 amino acids. The record is from RefSeq and is a predicted model, not a curated record. Lineage: Eukaryota; Metazoa; Arthropoda; Insecta; Hymenoptera; Apidae. Gene Ontology annotation, molecular function: spermine synthase activity.